This is a messenger RNA of Menidia menidia (Atlantic silverside), 1215 nucleotides long. NCBI's taxonomy places the organism in Eukaryota, Metazoa, Chordata, Actinopteri, Atheriniformes, Atherinopsidae. The record is from the annotation of a GenBank genome assembly.
AUGGACGCGGCCCCGGCGGCGGAGCACCGGCUCCGGAGGAGCAGCCACACGGCCUUCGUGGACAACAACACGCUGUGGGUGUGGGGAGGUUACCAGGUAGUUGCUGGACAGGAUGUCGUGCUGCGCACUGAUGAGAUGUGGCUCUGUGAUUUGGACAGUGGGACGUGGGAGCGGAGGGAGAUCUCGGGCGACAUCCCUCCAGACCUGUCGGGCUUCUGCGGAUCCAAUAUUAACAGCAAGCUGUACAUAUUUGGAGGAUGUGACCCUUCUGAAUACUCAAACCAGAUGUUCAGCGUGGACGUGUCUGAGCCCCGCCCGUCCUGGAGGAGAGUGACCGACACCAAAGGAGCCACGCCCUCCCCCCGGAGCAAACACUCCUGCUGGGUGCACCGGGACAGGUUGAUCUAUUUUGGCGGCUACGGAUGCAAAACCAUCGGGGAGGUGCGGAACACGUCUUCAUCCAACUUCGUUGUGGAAGAGAUGUCUUGGACGACCAUUGGAGACACUUUGUUCAGGUGCUGGGGCUGGAACAACGAGGUCCGUGUGUUUGACACACACUCUGCUGCCUGGAGCACGCCAGCCACUCAGGGUCCCGCUCCGGCUCCCAGAGGCUGCCAUGCCAGUGCCCUGCUGGGGAACAAAGGAUACGUCACUGGCGGCGUGGAAACGGCCGAGCUGGACAUUUUCUGCCUGGACCUCCAGACCUGGACCUGGACUCAUCUUGAAACCCCCCCCCUCUGUGCCCCCCUCGGGCGCUCCAUGCACACCAUGACGGCCAUAUCGGAGCACAUGCUGUUCGUCUACGGCGGCCUGGGCACCGACGGAAACACUCUCAAUGACGCCUGGCAGUUUAACACGGCGAAAAGAGAGUGGAGCCAAGUGGCGCACCGGCACAAAGACAAGCCCAGAGUCUGUCACACGGCGUGUCUGGGAGCCGAUGGCGACGUUGUGGUGUUUGGGGGAAGCAGCAACCUCUGCAUCCUUGUGGACUCGAAAGUGGUGGCUGUUCUGAGGGCUCCAUCGCAAAACCACUGCAGCGACGUUCUCAUCUUUCAGACCCAGCCGUACUCCCUCUUCAGGCUGUGUGAGAAUUUCAUUGGAGGAAACCCCGACGUCUUCAGGCAGCAGCUGGACUGGCUUCCGUCAAAGCUGCGCAACAAAAUCAACAAGAGAGCGGCCUUCUUUUCUGCCAUGAGACGGGUCGCUACGGCAUGA